CGUCCCAAGCCAAUUAACGGAAGAGGAAUAGCAUGGUCUUCCGCGCGGCCGCCCCGCCUUUGGACGACGAGCUGCAGGAGAAGCUCGCCCGGCCGGGCUUCAACGUCGAGUCCCACGAGCUCAUCGAGCAGCGCCUCGAGAACCUCAAGCGCAAGCCCACGGUGCUCUCGUGGCUCGACUCGUACGUGCGCGCUGCCGAGGCCGAGGCCGACGACGACGAGUGGCGUCCGCGUCGCCGGACCGUUCCGCGCUCGUCGCCUGGCUUUGUCGGUCAUCUGUUGUGGUCGAUGCUCGGCCUUGCAGCGUCGCCGCUGAUCUUGCUCAUCUGCAGCCCGUUCCAGCGCUUUUACGGCCCAGGGUCGUGGCCAUUAGACUGCGCGUCGCCGUUUGGCUUUGUGCGCAAGAGCGCGCUGAACCUCUUGACGCUUGCGUUGCUGCUGCUGCUCGUCUACGUGCACCUGACGCAGGAAUGGCCGUCGCUAAGCAACCUGCCAGCGUCGCUCGAGCUCGCGCAGGCGUCGGCCACCGUGCUGCGCGACCAAGUGGUCGCAUGCGCCCACUGCGUGCGUCUUCACGAACAGUUUCUCGACGUGACGCAGCACAUUCUCGCGACGAUCGUGGCCGCGGACCACGACGCCUUUCCGAGCCUCGAGCCGCCGCUGUCGAUGGACCCGGACUGCACCGGCCCGGUGCUGCAGCUCGUUGGGUUUGCUGGGCUUCUUUUGCUUGUCUUGUACUUUUACACGACCACGACGCGCGUGCUGGCGCUGCUCGUCGUGGUGUUGCGGACGUCGAUGGUGGCGCGGCUCGUGGCCGAGUAUGCGACGCUGCAGCCGCGCAUCGUCCGCAUCGACCCGACGUACGCGCUGUUGGACGAAGAACUCGUGCUCUCGGUCACCGGCGUCGACCUCGUACCGGGUGGCACCGUCGCGUGGAUCCCGUACUGGUGCUCGGCCUCGACAUUUGCGUCGACCGCGUUUGGCGGCGACUGCGCCAAGCAGUUUGCCAGUGCGUUUGCAAGCGGGACGGUCACGACGACGUUUUCGGUGCUGGAAACGUACAUUCCGUGCUACAAGCCGCCGACCGACCCGACCGAGGCGCGCGACUAUCGGUGUUUUGAGACGGUCCGCCUCCGCGUCAAGGAGGCCAAGAACAUUCCCGGUCUCUCGCCGUCCCUCUAGUGAUAGUGCUCUCGAUUGAAUUAUUCUCUUCCUCUGAUACGAUGGC
Messenger RNA from Saprolegnia parasitica CBS 223.65, 1227 nucleotides. RefSeq lists its product as hypothetical. Lineage: Eukaryota; Oomycota; Saprolegniomycetes; Saprolegniales; Saprolegniaceae. Bases 33 to 1181 code for a protein of 382 amino acids. The record is from RefSeq and is a predicted model, not a curated record. The transcript is spliced from 2 exons.